GGCAUCACAUGUCAUGUAGCUAGGGACUUCUGAACAGAAGUAUUUUUGUAGUCAGAAGCUGAACAGGCAGAGAAAACUAGGCAGAGGGGCAAGAGCUUAUCAGUUGACAAACUAGAAAGGUCAAAAUGACAUCCAUGCUGAUGAACUCUGUCCGGAACUGCCCGGUUAACAGUACCUGGGCCGUGCAGUUCGCGACUCGUUCUCUCAGUACAUCGUCUCAAAUGCAUGCAACAGCUAAGAGCAAGAAGACCCUUGCGAAACCUGGCGUGAAGAACAUUGUGUUGGUGGAAGGAGUGAGAACACCCUUCCUGUUGUCUGGCACCUCGUAUGCUGAUCUUAUGCCUCAUGACCUUGCCAGAGGAGCCUUACAGGGUCUCUUGACCAAGACCGGCAUCCCUAAAGACUACGUGGACUACAUCGUCUAUGGCACUGUCAUCCAGGAGGUCAAGACCAGCAACGUGGCCAGAGAGGCUGCUCUUGGUGCAGGUUUUUCAGACAAAAUCCCUUCCCACACAGUCACCCAGGCUUGCAUAUCAUCUAACCAGGCCAUGACCACAGGUGUGGGGCUUAUCGCGGCGGGCCAGUGUGAUUCAGUGGUGGCUGGCGGUGUAGAGUUCAUGUCCGACGUUCCCAUCCGCCACAGCCGUAAGAUGAGGAAGACCAUGCUGUCCCUCAACAAGGCCAAGACACUUGGCCAGAGGCUAGCCCUGAUCGGCUCCAUCCGGAUGGCUCACCUCAACCCUGAGCUGCCUGCAGUGGCUGAGUUCUCUACGGCUGAGACCAUGGGUCACUCUGCAGACCGGUUGGCUGCUGCAUUUGGUGUCACCAGGUUGGAGCAGGAUGAGUUCGCCCUGCGCUCACACACCCUCGCCAAGAAGGCCCAGGACGCCGGGCUUCUCAGCGACGUCAUCAGUUUCAAAGUGCCCGGUAAGGACAUUGUCUCCAAGGACAAUGGCAUUCGCCCAAGCUCCAUGGAGCAGUUGUCCAAGCUGAAGGCAGCCUUCAUCAAACCCCAUGGCACAGUCACCGCUGCCAACUCCUCCUUCCUGACCGAUGGAGCCUCUGCUGUCCUGAUCAUGUCGGAAGAGAAAGCCUUGGCCAUGGGAUUCAAGCCAAAAGCCUACCUCAGAGACUUUGUGUACGUGUCCCAGGAUCCCAAAGACCAGCUGCUGCUGGGGCCCACCUAUGCCAGUCCUAAAGCUCUGGAACGCAGUGGACUUACCAUGGAUGACAUUGACGUGUUUGAGUUCCACGAGGCCUUCGCUGGUCAGAUAAUGGCCAACCUCAAAGCCAUGGAUUCUGACUGGUUUGCCCAAACUUACAUGGGAAGGAAGUCUAAGGUGGGCGCCCCCCCAAUGGAGAAGUUUAACCUGUGGGGGGGCUCUCUCUCUCUGGGUCACCCGUUUGGAGCCACUGGCUGCAGGCUGGUCACCACCGUUGCCCACAGGCUGCAGAAGGAGGGGGGGCAGUAUGGCCUGGUGGCAGCAUGUGCCGCUGGAGGACUGGGACAUGCCAUGGUGAUCGAAGCCUACCCACAGUGAAGCGGAGACAAAACGGAGCAGUUCUACCACACACAUAUGUGUACGCGCUACAGGAAGAGAUUGUGUAAAUAAACACACCGCAUUGCCUUUGAGGAGGGAACUCUCUCUGUACUGCUGGUUAGGACAUGGUUGUAAUUUAUGAAGGCAUAUUGUAUGUAACAACACUAUCUAAGUGUUUGAGUACGGGCGCUCAGGAUGGGUAUACAGCUGCAUGCAGGCCUAAGCACUUAACUCCUUUUGGAUUAGGACUCUGUGGUAGCAGUGAUUAACGUCGCCGCAAGUGCACAAAGUUGCAUGCACUCGCCUCAUCGUGCUAUGCCUUUGUUUCUUCUUUUUGUAAUGAAAUUGUUCAAAAAAUCUGAUUUAAAAUAUCUGUAUUAAAGAAUAGUAAUUAACUUUA
Messenger RNA from Clupea harengus (Atlantic herring), 1941 nucleotides. RefSeq names its product hydroxyacyl-CoA dehydrogenase trifunctional multienzyme complex subunit beta (gene hadhb). Gene Ontology annotation, molecular function: acyltransferase activity, transferring groups other than amino-acyl groups. Gene Ontology annotation, cellular component: mitochondrion. Lineage: Eukaryota; Metazoa; Chordata; Actinopteri; Clupeiformes; Clupeidae. The record is from RefSeq and is a predicted model, not a curated record. Gene Ontology annotation, biological process: fatty acid beta-oxidation.